AAUGUGGUUCACAAAGCUGUUUAGAAGUAGUUUAUCUUUCUGUAAGGAGGGUCAAAUUAAUUUCUUUGUCAAGUUCUUUAUAAUGGCCUUUCUCAUGUUAACAUCUAGCCAGUUGUUCUGUCAUAGUAAGAGAGAAAUUCCUUCAUUAUCCCAUCUAGUGCCUACUGAGUGCUUCAACCUAUUUGUGAUUUUAAUCUAUGUGUUUGUUCUUCUGUGAAAUUAUGCUGGCUAUUACUAUUUGGACAUAAUUAAUCCUACUUCUCCUCUUUGGUGUGAGUUCUGCAGGUUAAUUGCACCAUUAUACAAUUAUGCUCUAAUACUUGUGAAAUACUUCUUGUUUCAACCAUAAUUUGGCUUAUGUUAUCACCCCUCUUUCUAUAUUAACCUUCUUGUCAGCACCUCCACUUUUCAGUAGCUGAAAAUUCACUUGUGUUUGAUCUCACAAUACUUGAAUGUGGGAGCUUCGCCAGCGUUGAACAGUCAAUUCCAGUGGGCUCGGCUGCUUUUCAAUUCCUUGCUCACCAUCACCAAAACUGAUACCAAAAGAAAAUCACAGAUACUUCCCCUCAUUUCUUUACCUUCAAUCUCAUAACCAUGUCACUUAAUUUUGUUUUAUUAACCUUAAUGAAUCACUUAUUUACAGCAUUUUUAUCUAUGGCUGAAGGAUUUCUGCAGUGUAAUACAACCUUUAGGACAUUUAUUUUGGUUAUCAGACUGGAAACAAAAUUCUCUCCACAUGAAGUUUGUAAUAGGUUCCAGUGUGGGGAAGCAAAUGGGGCUAUAUGUUCACCUAGUCUGCGAUACAGUUUUAGGCCACUUUCAUUUGGAGCAGAAAACAAGGGAAGUGCUUUGUUUGGAGAAUUGCUGGAAACUCAGAAGUUAUAGACGUUCUUCUAGUUAAUUUAUCCACAAAUCUAAAGCUGUCAUAAAGGAAUGUGAACAAUGUUGGUGACAUACCUGGAAAGUCUAUAUGGAAAGGAGUGGUGUAAAUGAUGCUGGACACUGGUAUGUUAUUAAUAAUUAUGAUAUUGGGACUGUGACAAAGUCAAACCUUGCGCUUCUGAAUCACCUAAGCAUCCUGAAUAACCAAGGAUACUGUCCUGGCCAAAAUCCUCCUCCAAAUGUAUACCGUGGGUUUUAGUUCUGAACACACAGAAUUUGGUCCACCCUACUUUGCAGAGAAUUAAACCACCUUGUUCUUCUAACUAUGUAUAGUCCCGCAGCAAAACCAGGAGGAAACAGUACUAUUUUCAAAUAACUCGAUGAAUGAGAAAACCGUUAAUGACUGCAGCUUCCACACCUCCUGGGGAUUUAGUCACACAACUCCCAUCAGCUUCAGGAUUGUCAUUUCUCGUAAUCUCUUUGGAAAUAUGCCUCAAAUAUUUUUACUGCAAAGGCAAAACACAAAGGAAGCAAAGGAAUUCAGAGUGGAAGUGGAAACUCUCUUCCUCCUGUGUAUUUCUGAAGCCUUCGAGACGCAGCCAAGCUUGUAUAUAAUAAAAUGCAAUAACCAGUUAUGAGGGAUGAUUUUAAAAGGAGAAAGAAGGUAACAGACGAAUUUGCUGCCACUUGCAGUGUGCUGCUUAGAUGUUGUGUACUCUGACAUUAAAACAAACCCCCCCUCAGACACAGAGUGCUACAGCCCCCUUGACACCAACAGUGUCCCGGUGAUGAAAUUUGGUGGGAACGUGCUCCAUGACUCCAAGAAGCGCUAGGACAGCAUAGGGAGAACAAAUCAGAGGCAUCAGACCAGAUGCACAGUCAAGGGAAAAAAACUACUGAAAUGAGAUUGAUUGAACAGUUGUAGCUGAAAGGUUGGAGCUCAUUUUAGAUCCCCACGGGUCUUUUUUCUUCAUCUUGUCAAAAUUUGCAUUCUCCCUAAGUGGCUCUGUGUGAAAUCUAACUAAGCAACCAGCUCCACAGUAAGUGUUUACCAGGCAGAAGAUAUCACUGGCUUGGACGUGAGCUGACAGGAUGAGAGGGAAAAUGCUGGGGACACCAGGCCCUUCUCUGCCGCAAGUUCCAGCAAGCCACAUAGAGUGUCAUCCAUCUUAUUUUAUCUACCAAAAGUAUAUUUAUCAGCCUAAAAUUGUCACCAAGAUACACCAAGAGAGAGGAAAAUUGAUGAUUCCCCAUUACUAUCUUUGGUGACUCUGUCUGGUUGUGACAGUACUGCAAACGAUUUCAUACUUCAGCUGUACCAUAUGAAAACAGUUUUGUGCAUGUAAGUAAACUGUGAGAAAACUAUAUAUAUGUGUUGAAUCUGACAUCACAUAUGGUUUCAGGCAUGUAAAAUUUUAAAAUUAGAGUUUGGAAAAAUAAUUUAGUUUGGAGGAAGGAAGCUCUGUCUUUUUAUUCUGUUUCUUUUUUUUUAGGUUGAAGUCAUGAAUCCAGCUGCCUUCAACACAAACCUUAAUGAGAAAGCUUGGAAAAUGCUCUUAUGUUUGUAGCUUUCUUGCAUCUUAUAAUAUUCUGUGGCUUUUUUCUUAAAAAAAAAAAAAAAAGAGAAUCAAGAUUCAACAUACUGUUCUUUUCAAUGUCAUUUACAAAUACAAUACCAUAGAAAAACAUAAAGGACCUGGAGGAUCUGGAAACUGAAAGCCAAGCAAACACAACUAAGGUUAUUGCAUCACUUUUUUUCAUUGUUUUCCAAACUAAUCUCAAGACUUUUUAAACAAUUUGACUGAAUUUUUGGUGUUUCAUGUUGGAGAUGGUGUAAAUAAAGCUCAAGUUUUUUAUUUUACAAGACAAAGAAUGGCAACUCCACAUCAGUGGAAUAUAAAGCUCAAAUUUUCUUUUGGGACAAAAACAUGAUAAAUUUGUGACAUAUUGAUCAAAUUCUACCUCAAAUAAGAAAGACACUGCUCUAAUUAGCUUUAUUUUACAUUCUUCAUUUUAUUUGUCUCCCUCUGCGAGCCCAGUGUGAUGAUCAAAAAUCAGAGUCACACGUUAACUCUGUUAAAUAUCUACUAUGACAAAAGAGAUUAUCAGGAGGACAAAGUCUUUGUUGAUGAUUAUGCUCACACAAAGGGAAAGUUCAAAAGCUGGAGGGGUAAGAUCACAUCAGUCAAAAAGAAAAAAAAAAAUCUUCCUCUUCAUGAUGGCAAAUAAAAACUGGAUCUGUUCACAGAAGAAUACAAGAGAUAUUUCCACUCAGAUUAUUUAGCUUCAGGCUUCCUACACCUUUUGGAAACACCACACUUUCUGUUUACAUUUAGAAGGGUGUGGUUUGACACACAGGUUUUAUUACCUAGCCCUUGGUUAACAACUUAAGUUAAGAAUGACUGUUUUCAGUAAUUCAUGCAACAUUUAUGUAGGGUGGUGCUAAGGGAGCUGAAAUUUUCUCUUUUUAAUAGUGCAUUAGACUCUGAUGUAUUUUGCACAUGACACAUCAGAGAACAUGAGUAUGUAACAUAUUCCUUCAAUAUAUGUGACCACUGGAAACACCACAGUAUAUCUCAAAUAUGGGAUUAUUAAUAUCUUAUUUAUACAGAAAAUUUAAAAACAGAGUUUAGAAAUGUGAUUGCAUUUAGUAGGGGGUUUUUUGUGACUGCGUUUGAGAUGUUUUUCAUUCAGUAGACUACAGUUCAUGUUUCCAUUUUAGAUUUCUUUGGUUUUUUUCAGCUAUUCCAAGACUGAAUGAAAGUCAGUGAUCUUUAACAAUAGGUGAAUCUUUUAACACUUAGAAAGGAAGUCAAAUAAACAUGGGGGUGGACACCCUAACAAUAUUUACAAAUGGAAAACACCAGAGGGUAGUAUUUAUUUAUUUUCCAAGAUAUUUGGAAACAGUGGAACACUCUGGCUGCCAAAUCCAAAAGGGUAAAACCGAACACUUAAAUUCCUCUCUGUCAAAUGCAAUCUAUUUCAGUACUUCUGUUGGUGAGCAUGUGAGAAAGCUGUUGUUCAGAUCAUAUGGGCUAUCAGGACAAGACUGAGAAGCGUAAUAUUGUUAAGGAAACAAAAGAUAAGCACUAAACUGGCAAGCUUUGCUUCUCCAGCAGCUCUAAAUUAUUAACACCACAAAGCAGAAGCACUGAAAUCUUGAGAGAUACUUUGCAGGGCUGAAAUGAAUAAUUUAGGGAAGCUACUGUCUCCUGUCUCCUUAUUAAAUAGUCAAUUGGAAAUGACUGAAAAUAACUGGGAGCAACAAAGAAAAGGCUGUUGAAAUAGCACCUUUGCACAGCUUUGGGCUUCUUUGCUUGAGCUGAGGUGUGCUGUCUUAACAACAGGAGAAAACAAUUUCUCUAGCACUUAAUCUGAGGACUUGGUGGGAUACUUAUCUACACAUAUUAUUAGAAUUGUCCUCUGUCAAACAACAGACGUGAAAGUUUAUUAUACAAGCUGAUAAGUUGAUGAUGUUCACUGGUGUAAAAUCACGGGCCAGGAGCCAAGGUUUUCAAUUAUAGCGGGUCUGGAGUUCAACGUCUAAAUUUAGUUAUCGUUUUCCCCCCCAGUUUUCAGAUUCAUCUCUUCGAAAAUAAAGGAUCUAAUUCCUUUGCAUUAUUUUCCUUUUGUACUUUGUGUAAUCUCAAUUUCAAGGAAGCAUGAAGUGACUUUGAAAAAUUGCUACCAGUUGGAUUUCUUCUCUAGGUAUGCACACACUGUGGGAUAUAGUAGGGUUUUUUUUGCUAUAGCCACUUCUCACUAAUUCUGGAGGGAGAGUGGAGCAGAUAGUUUUUGGUUCCAUGACUAUAACAUGACAGCAAUCAUAUAGACUACAAAAUAUUUUAAUUUCUCAGUGGAACUUCAUGGGAAAUAUUAUGGCCAGAAGAAUUUUCUAAUAGCUCUUGGGGGUGGUCAAAGCAAACAUUUUUGAAGCAAAGUUAUGUUCCUGUUUCUAAUGAAGUGUGGAGGUGUGUGUGCAUGGAAGUGCACUGUAAUCAGGAUGUUAAAGAAACACACGUUUACAGGUCUAUCUCACAAAGAAUGUUUAGAAAACAUUUCAGGGAGUUGGACUCGAUCUCAUGGAUCCCUUCCAACUUGAGAUAUUCUAUGUUUAUAUGAUUCUCUAUGGUUUUCAAAAGAAGAUAAUUUAUUUGAAGGGUGAUGCCAAAUCCCCAAAUGACAAGACAGUGAUCUACUUUAACCUCAGUUAAAUUUCUAAACCUAGGCAAGUGAAUCCAGGCCAAAAACGUGCAAUGAACAGGAGCUGUUAUUAACUGAAGACAAAGGACUGAAGUUUUGGGAGGUGGUGUAAGAACAAUAAAUAGUGUUACACUUGCUCAGUUUCAAAGCAAACAAACCUGGACACUAAGGGUGGGUCGUGCUUGUAAUGAAGAACUGUGUGGAGAGAACUGUAGGCAACUGAAAGAGUCUAAACCCCAGGAAAGUUCUAAAAAAUGGAGAUAUCUUCUGAUGGUACAUAAGCAUUAAUAUUAAAAGAAGAGAAGCAGCAUCUGUGCUGUGCACAGCUCUUGGAUCUGGUACCCUGCUAAAAACUCAAUGCCAAAGACUCCUGCAUAUUCCUCUUCCCUGCUGCACCUACUCAGAAAACCCCCACAUGCCUGUAUUGGAGGACUUGCUUUGAAGGUGAGCAUCAGAACAAAGCACAGUGAUGAGCCAAAACCAAAUGAAAGGCCAGCCAGAGUCAGAAGUUCCUUAAAACCAGGUAACUCUGCACACAGGAAAAGUGCAGAAUUCAGUUCUUCGUCUCCACAGCCCUUUUUUUUUUUUUUCCAGCAUGAGCAUAAGCAAUUUCCAUUCUUCUCUCCUUAUUGUGUGCACAGCAAACAUCACAAGGAUAAUGCUUACUUACCCCUCAGGGGGCUGUGAAGAUUAAUUAGUAAAUGUUCCCAGUGCAUGUCAAAGAUGAAAGCUCAGUGUAAGUGCUAAGCAUUUGUGUAUUCAUAGACACCAAAAAUAUGCCUUCUCCACAGGAAAGAUGAAAAGUAGUACUGUUUUCUAGCUGUGUCUAAUUUCCAGAGGUGAAACUCUUGUUCUAUAGAAAGCCUACAAAAUUACCUCUUAAUAGGUGAGAUAUUUAGAGAAAAUAUUGUAUGAGACAUCCAAAUGUCUAUUUUCACUUUGAGCCUGGAUGAAGAAAUCAUUGAAAACCUGCUGAUUCCAUUAGGAGAAAAGAAAGAAAAGAUGAGUUAUGUUGUUCAGUGAGUUUAUAGUGGAAAUGAGGGGAAGAAAAUGUUCUACUUGGAGUUUAUAAUCCAAAGAGUAUUUAAGAUGCUUAUACCUUAUAUUUUCCCCCAGGAUCCUGCCAUUUAUCUCGCUUCAUACUGUUCAUUUUGUGUAGUAGGUCUUGAUCUAAACUUUAGUUUAGGCAUUAUAUUGUUCUGCUCAUUGCAGUUGCUUAUGAUUAAAACUAUAUUUUGCCAGAAGCAAAAUGAGGGCAUCUGAACACUUUUCUCAGAUCAAAGAGAUGUAACAGAAUUAAAAAUAAAUGCUAAACUAUACUUCUGUGUGAAAUGAUGGAGAUAAAAUCAAACUUAUUUUGUACUGUAAUGCCAUAAACUGUGUUUCUGUCAGCCUUAAAAUAAAUGGUCUAGGAAUGCAUCUUCCAAUAUUUAUUGUUUCAGAAGAUGUUCUGGAGUGAAUAUUUGGCUUAUUAUCAGGAAAGGGGCACCAGUUUGCACAUACAUGCACACAAAUCAAUAUAUACACCUCCGUGUACACAUAUAUACACAUAUAAGGCUCAUACACACAUAUAUAUACAUAUAUCAACAUAAGACUCAUAUAUAUAUAUAUAAAUACACAUAUAGAUGUAAUAUAUGUAUAUGUGUACAUAUGUGGGUACAGUUGCAUAGCUGUUCAUGAGAUGUAUGGUAUAAAUGUAUAUGUGUUAGGUUUAUAUAUGUGUAAAUUUUUAUGUAUAUAUUAAUGUAUGUUUGAGCUAUCAAACUUUAAUUCUGCUGUCCUUAAAAAUGUGAAGGAAAGUAAGAGACAUAUGUAGGUGUCUUUGGCAAGCAAUUUUCCUUGUUUCUGUAUACAAAUGUUGAGGUAAGGGACAUAGUCUCUAAUACUUAUUCUGCCUCAUAAUGUAAAGUUAAUUCUGAUAUCAAGUUUUCCAGAAGGUUUUGGCUUUGUUGUCUUCCAAACUGAUUGGAUGAAGAGCUGUUUCAGCCCCAUGAGAGUGGGGAGUCCAGGACAGCUUCUGAGUGUGAAGAUUUGUCAUCUUUAGACAAGAGCUACUUCUAUGGUAAUGAGAUGAACAGAAUCUGUAUCUUCCCAAAGUGACAAUAAAAAGUUUCCAGUGUAAUUUUUCAUCUUCAGGAAAGCAAGAAUUAUAUGUGCUGUUCUGACUGUACUGAAGCCAACAGCACCCAAAUUCUGUAGCCAGAGACAGAGUGAAAUGAAUGAAGAACUGACUACAGAGAAGCCAUGAUUCUAAGAAGUCAAAACCACCAAGUGGAAGGGGUCCCUGCCCACGGCAGGGGAUUUGGAACAGAUGAUCUUUAAGGUCCCUUACAACCCAACACAUUCUAUGAUUCUUGAAUAACUUACUUAUGUGGUUGAAUUAUGAGGACUGAACUUCUAUCCUCAAAACACAGCCAAAGGGACGUAUGUGCAGUGGUAACAUUAACAGAGUAGUAUGUGAGUGUGCAAAAAUAAAAUAUAAUGAAAUACAAAAGCAGACUUUGUGGGCUUCACACUCUAACAUAGGGAAGGUUGUUUUGUUCUUUCAAAGUGCCCACUGGCACAGGCACCUUCAGUGUCACCAACCCUAAGAUGCGUUCGUAGGGUCAUAAGAAACUGCUCAUCCUUCAGAGAUGAAAACCAAGAAGAAAUGUUCACAUCUCUUUACAUUCUUCGUGUCUUUCCUGAUAUAUAUAUCAGGUGAGGCAGAGUAGAGGCAAAAUAGGGACCUAGAUCAAAGUAGGAAAGGAGCUGAGCAGCAUGCAAGAAUGGAUAAUACAGUGUAGUCAGAUCAAGGAAUAUAUGAUCUGAUACUGGUGAGAAACCUCUCACAAGUGGGACAAUCCUGUCCUUCUGCUUUCCAAACUGGCUGCAAAUUGCAUCAGUGACUGCAGACCAAUGUGAUAGGAGGAAGCUAUCAGCAGAAGCCCAAGAAGCAAACCAAGCAUCAGGAGAAACUCUCACAGCAGUUGCAGGCUGCUAUGUGUACCUAAUAGGACACCCAGUCCUUUAAGCACAGAAUAUCCUCUGAAGCACUGCCCAUUUUUUUUCUUGUCACAUGCUAUGUACAUACAGCACCAGUGAGAGGUAAAGCAAUUUGAGUCUCCUUGGGAAGCAUAUAUAUAUAUAAAUAUGAAUAUAUAUAUAUAGUUCAAUAAUUGAUAACUCAUUUCCUACCCUUUAUUCUCCCAACCUGCAACAUAAAAUGCACCAAACAAUAAGAUUUGCUGAAAGCUAAACUGAAGAACUGUAAGUGAACUAUGACUUUUACACCUGUAUGCACAGAAAAACAGCAGAAAAGAAUAUCUUAAUUAUGUUUCACGUAAUAGCACAGAUAACAUAAUCCAAAUAGUCUGAAAGUCACAGGUAUGUUUGUAGCUAUUAUUUUCCUGAAAACAGCCAAGGCACUAUCACCAAAUGUGGCAUUUAAAAAUAAUUAAAUCAAAUUUUUAAGCUUAUUUAAGGUAAUGGUGCAACAUGAAUCAGGCUUUAAGCACAUAAGUAGGAGUGUAAAAGCCUUCUUAUCUUUCGUUACCAUGCCAAUGACAUCUAGCUAUCAGAUUACGUCAUUUGCUUUGUUUUAUAAGCAGGAAUGAGUCCCCCAUCUGCAAUCAGUGCUGUGAGAAUUCAAUCAGCAGACAGCAUUGUGUUUUUUAAGAAAGCACUGCUGGCUGAAAUAAUGGUGCCUGGUGGUACAUCCCAGCUCUCCAUAAAAAAUGCUAUAGAAAGCUUGAUAACGUGGACGAGUCUCAAAAUCAGUAAGCCGCCUCCUGAAGACAAAGUUGCUCAGAAAAACAAGGACAUCUUCAACAUUGUCAUGACUCCUGAUCGCAUCCCUAAAUUUUUCAUCCCUUCUCUGGACAUAGAGCAUGUUUCCUUCCAGCAGGAGCCAGAGGAAGACACCAUAGAGAAUUCUCCUGAGAGGGAAGUCUCUGACGAAAUUGUUCAGAAGCGCAGAACAACUAGAAGCAAAUCUGAUUCCUACAUCAGGAAAGAAACAAUGUGCCAAGGAGAGAGUCUGGACAGAAGAGGAACCCUGUGUUUUACAGACCAAAUGGCUUUCCCGGAAGACCUGGAGAGAGCUGCACAUCACUGUGACCCAGCAACAAGAGCUGCUUUCUCUUUACCACACCUCUCCAAAAUCACUACCCCCUAUGGGUUCCUCACACUGGGUGAAAGCCCAAAUACCAGAAGGAAAGAGUCUCUCUUUUUUCAGCAUGACUCUGAAGAGCUUAGAAUCCUCUUGUCCCAAAGGAAGAAGACCCCAACUCUAGUAAGGAGCUCAUCCAGCCCUUUCAGUGAAAUUCAACAAACCACGGAGUGCAUAAAACCUUCAGACACCCCUUUUAAGACCAGGCAGCCUGUUUCCUGGGAGUCAGUCUGCAACAGCCAGCUUUCUCCUCUGUGCUGCAAACCAGACUCUGAAACACACCCUGCGAAAUGUGAGAAGAAGGGGUUUCAGGUGACGCUGAAAAGACACCUGGCCAGCAUCAAGCGGAUGAGAUCUGGCAGUGGGAUGAACUGGCUCUGCUAACCCACAGGGAGCUGCCUCAGCUCUUAAGCCCUGUGAAAAUUUAAAAGGGACUGUCUUUCACAGAGGUGUGCAAACAUGAGUGUGUGGCACACAUUCAGCAUUGCAAGCUCCUGAUAAAGGAGAUCAGACAGAACUUGUUAUAUUUGUGAGGUUGAAUUCAUCUCCUCUUUCCUAAAUUCACACUCAGAAGCCUUGAAUCCUUUACAAUGCAAGCAAAGACAGGACUAACUGAAACAGGCCAUUUUGCGGAGAGAAUGUUGCCUUUCCUGGUCAUGCCUGUGUAUCUGUGAGAAGGAAGGAAAUGAUUACAUCCAAAGCAAACUGCAGAAAAAGAAAAUGUCAUCUUUUAGGGUAGCAGUGUUGGUUUCAGACUGAUACAAAAACUGAAAAGAAGAAACACGGUAGCUAGUCAGGUAAAAAAUGUGGGGCUUUUAUUACUUCUAAUAUUAGAGUGCAAGUGAAAACCGAUUAAGUGUUAAUUUGUCCCAGGGUGUUUACAGCAGGUAGUUGCAAGCAGCUGUUCAUAACUCCUGGCAGGAACAUGCUGGCUGAGAGGGGAAGCCAAGUGCCUGCUUGCUGAUGACAGUGAAGAGCAAACCAUUUUCUGUAUUUAACAAAUCUGCUUAUUUUGUCACUGCUUUAGUUAGCCUUUCAACAUGCUUGGAAUUAGGGGGAACACAAUGUGAUUUGUUUAGCUUCUUACCAGUGUUAAAGUAUAAUACCAUUCUAUUUUUAUCCUGUAUUUGUUCCAGUUAUAACUAAACCCAAUAAAAUGUCUUUUUCUUUAA
Messenger RNA from Pseudopipra pipra, 10407 nucleotides. RefSeq lists its product as uncharacterized. NCBI's taxonomy places the organism in Eukaryota, Metazoa, Chordata, Aves, Passeriformes, Pipridae. The transcript has 2 exons. The coding region runs from base 8678 to 9619 and encodes 313 amino acids. The record is from RefSeq and is a predicted model, not a curated record.